Harmonia axyridis is the source of this 2359-nucleotide messenger RNA. RefSeq lists its product as uncharacterized. The transcript has 9 exons. Lineage: Eukaryota; Metazoa; Arthropoda; Insecta; Coleoptera; Coccinellidae. The record is from RefSeq and is a predicted model, not a curated record. The coding region runs from base 74 to 2206 and encodes 710 amino acids.
UUCAAUGAUAUAUUCCAGUAAACUACUUAACCAGUAAAAGCAAAGUUUUGUGUCUUUCUAGCAAGUUUGAUAAAUGGAAAUUAAUUAUUUUGAAUACAACAAGGAAGUAGUUGAGAUUUGGUUUAAUAACGAUGACCUACGAGGUUAUUCAUUUAUAUGUUCUGCUGUAAUGAGGGAAACUAUGGCAAGCUACAUGGAUUUCAUUUGGAAAAAAAUCAGUUUAUACAUUUAUUUAUUUAUAAAAUUUGUUCAGUGUCUAUACAGAAAUUCCAAGGAAGAAAUAUCAAACAGUCUUCUUUGUUUAAAUGGAAAAACAGCUAUUGUAACAGGUGGAAAUUCAGGUAUUGGAUAUGCAACAUCGAUGUUAUUAGCUUCCAGAGGUUGCAGAGUCAUCAUAGCAUGUAGAAGGAACGCUGUGAAAGAAAGGGAUGAAAUAAUAAAACGUACAAACAAUCCCAACAUUGAGAUCAAAUAUUUAGACUUGAACCGAUUUGCAUCGGUUCGAAAGUUUGCUGAAGAGAUCAAAACCGAGGAGUCGAAGAUAGACUAUUUGGUCAACAAUGCAGGUAUUGGCUACACUGAGGAUAAGACAACUGAUGAUGGCCUUGAUCCUGUGAUGCAGUGCAAUUAUUUUGGACAUUUUCUGUUGACACAUCUGCUCAUAGAUCUCUUGAAGGCAUCAGAAGGAGCAAGAAUCGUUUUCUUGAGCUCAACUGCGGCGUUCAUAAACAAUUUGACCGUAGAACGUUUACAUCCAUGGAAAAACCAAGUUUUGGGAUGCCACGUUAGCAGUUACGUCCAUUCUAAGGCAUGCAACAUAGCGGUUGCCGAACAAAUGCAUAAGAAAUUGGAAAAAUUUGGAAUCGUAACCACUGUUGUUGAUCCAGGGUCAGUCAAUACUCCAAUUUUCGAUACCUUUUUGAAAGGAUCCGAUACAGAAGCCACUCUUCUAAGGUUUUUGUUUCAUCCAUUAGGAAUAUUUCUGUAUAAGGACCCUAGAAUAGCUGCUGAAUCAAUUCUUCAUGUCCUAACUAGUGAAGAUGUUAAAGGGGGAGACCUUUACUUCCGAUGUAAACCCUUCCACAAGCCAAGGAACCUCGAUAACAAAAUUUUAAUGGAAGAUAUCUGGAAGGAAACAGAAAAAUUAGUUGGGUUACGACCUGAUGAGAAACUUAAAAUGAUGGAUGUACUAAAGAAGCUCAUCGAAAACAUUUGGACUAUCAUCAGCAUCCUCAUUUAUUUAUUUGAAUGGAGCAUAAGGUGGCUCUGCAGAAAUUGGAGAGGGGGAAUAUCGAAAAGUGCUAUUUGUUUGAGUGGAAAAACAGCUAUUAUCACUGGUGGAAACUCAGGUAUUGGUUAUGCAACAUCGAUGUUGUUGGCUUCCAGAGGUUGCAGAGUCAUUAUAGCAUGUAGGAGAAAAGCUGAGAAAGAAAGAGAUGAAAUAAUAAAACAAACAAACAAUCCAAAUAUAACAGUGAAAUAUUUGGACCUUAGUCGAUUCACAUCAGUAAGAAAAUUUGCGGAAGAGAUAAAAAACGAGGAGACAAAAAUAGAUAUUUUGAUCAACAAUGCUGGUAUCGGCUACAGUCAAAAUAUGACCAGUGAUGAUGGUCUCGAUAUAGUGAUGCAGACCAAUUUUUUUGGACACUUUUUGCUGACACACCUCUUGAUAGAUCUCUUGAAGGCAUCAGAUGUUGGUGGCAGAAUCAUGUUCAUAAUAUCAGGUAUAUCAAUAUUACACAAUUUGAGUGUAGAGGCACUACAUGCUUCGAAAAACCCUUCUUUUAAAAGCCUAGUAAUGAGCUAUGCCAAUUCUAAGGCGUGUAACGUAUUGUUUGCCGAAAAAAUGAACAGAAAACUGACGAAAUAUGGAAUCAAAGUCAAUUCUAUUGAUCCGGGACUAGUUCGUACACCAAUAUUCGACACUCUUGAAGGAGCAGAGGGUGGAAAGUCACUCAUCAGGACAAUCUUCCGGAUAGGAAAUGUUGUGAUUUCAAGGGAACCCAGAAUAGCAGCAGAAGGCAUCUUACACGUUGCUGCAAGCACAGAUAUUGAAGGUGGUCUCACUUACUUUAGAUGUUCACCCUUCCCAAAGCCAAGACAUCUCGACAACGAAAUUGUAUGUGAAGAGCUAUGGAAUGAAAGUGAAAAAAUAGUUAAACUAAGUCCGGAGGAAAAACUUGCAAGAAAUGAACAAAUUGAUUGAAUGUAGUGAAAUGUAUAUAUUUGUUAUGACAUCGGAACUAUUUAUUUUUUUGUAUACUUAAGUCGAGAUUUUGGUUUGAUCUUUUAUAUUCUUGAUGAUUUUGUACAUAAAGAAAAGUAAAGAAAAGCCUAUAGUCUUCAGCGUCUACAAAUA